CUCUCUAAAUGACAGAUAACACAAGAAGUUUUGAAAGAGAAUGAAGAAUUUGAAGCUAGCAACCAGCUUAUGUAGCAAGAUAGAAGAGGCAGCUGGUGCCCAGUGUGUAGAUGUAAACUUUGACAAUGGCACGAUUUACAUUGCUACAGAUAGACAACUUCUAGAAUGUGAUCCAGGUUCAGGAACGAUAAGUGGGAAGUUGGACCUGGCAAAUGUUCCUGAUCAAACAUCUGAUGCAACAUUUAUAUCAAUCCGUCAUUUACCAGAAGAAUUUUCUGUCUGUGCUGCCACAAACAAGGGUGACUUGUUGCUAUGGAAUGUUUUGUCACAUGAGGUAGAAUGUGUGGGAACUGUGGAGUCCGGGCUCACAGCUAUGUCGUGGAGUCCCGAACAGGAAUUGGUGAUCCUUACCACAGGUGCCCAGACAUUGAUCGUGAUGACACGAGAGUUUGAUCCAAUAACUGAGCUUAGUUUACAUCCAGACAACUCGGGCGAAGCUGAGUUUGUACAAGUUGGGUGGGGGAAGAAGGAGACACAGUUUCAUGGAUCAGUGGGCAAACAAGCUGCACAUGUUAGGCCUGAUGAGGUGACGCCAGCAUUGAUGUGGGAUGAUCAUAUACCUAGAAUAUCGUGGAAAGCUGAUGGGCAGUACUUCGCAAUAAGUUCUAUACAUCCACAAACAGGUGCUCGUAAGGUUCAUGUAUGGACAAGAGAGGGAGCACAUCAUUCUACCAGCGAGGAUGUAAAUGGUAUUGAACAGUCUCUUUCCUGGAGGCCAAGUGGAAAUUUGAUAGCAACGUCCCAGAGACGCCCUAACAAACAUGACAUUGCAUUCUUUGAGAGAAAUGGUCUACGGCAUGGAGAAUUCACUUUACCAUUCCCAGUUGACCAAGUGAAGGUAAAGGAAGUUUACUGGAACAAUGACUCUACUAUACUUGCCGUCUGGUGUGAAGAUCUGGCAGACGGGAACAAUGUGAAAUCUUAUGUGCAAUUAUGGACUACAGGGAACUAUCACUGGUAUCUUAAACAGAGUUUACAUUUUGAGGGCCCUGAACAAAAGAUAGGUGCUAUGAUAUGGGACCCGGAACAAGAAUAUAAGCUGCAUAUAGUGUGUAAAAAUGGAGGGUAUUUUCAAUAUACUUGGGCCUGGGCCACAACACAUAGUGCAGGUAGAAGCUGUGAUGAUCAGGCCAUAGUAGCUGUGAUUGAUGGAGCAAAUGUCUUGAUGACACCAAUGCGGCACAUGGUAGUCCCUCCCCCAAUGUCAGCCUACGAAUUACAGUUACCAGGAAGUGUCAAUCAAGUGGUGUUUGCUCCGCCCCCGCUGUCAAAUAAUAUUGCAGUUAUACUUGUUGAUAACAGGGUUGCCAUAUUCAAAUUCACUGAGACUGGUAAAUCGGGGUCAGAGGUCAAAGUUAAUGCAGCUGGAGGAAAUGGGUUUAAAAGAUGUUGUACAUUUCCUUCUCUACAAGGAAUUUAUAGUAUCAAAGGAUUAGGUGAAGAUUGUGGGUAUCCACUGGCAACAUCCCAUUUUACGUGGAUAUCUGAAGAUAUUAUACUGUUUACAACGGUGGCCACAUCUGGGUCACCCCAUUCUAUAAUCCAUAAAGCACAGAUAGACAAUGAGAAAAUAACUGUCAUAGGAAGUUCAGCGGUAGAAUCUAGGAUAUUUAAUACAGCAUAUGACUCGUGCAGUAAAUGUUUAGCUGUACAACUAAUUGAUGGGACUGUUCUUAAAUAUACACCAGAGGAUGAGAUGUUGUUACCAUGGGAGACAACUGAUGGCAUUGAAGUGCAGUUUCCUUCUCAUUGUUCACAGAUGGCGCUCUGUCACAUUGGAGGGGAGACAUGUGUCUUGGGAUUAACUCAGAGAUACAGAUUUAAUGUCAACAAUAUUGAGGUUGCCAGUAACUGUACUUCAUUCUCUGUACAUGAUGAGUUCUUGUUGUUGACAACGUUGUCCCAUACAUGUAGAUGUAUCACCUUGCAUACCAAGGUCAAAGAUCUGCCCACAUUGUCAGAUGGUAAGGCUCAUCCAUUUGAUGAGAGUGUACGUCGUGUAGAAAGAGGUUCUCAAAUUGUUAUUUCUGUAGCAGACGACACUAAACUCAUACUUCAGAUGCCUCGAGGUAAUCUGGAAACCAUUCACCCUCGAGCUCUUGUUCUCACAGCUGUACGUAAACAUCUUGACAGGUUACAGUACGUUGAGGCGUUUACCAUCAUGAGGAAACAUAGAAUUAACAUGAACCUGUUGUAUGAUCACAAUCCGGAAAUGUUCUUACAGAAUAUCAAACUAUUUGUACAACAGAUUGCUGCUGUCAAUCAUAUUAACUUGUUCCUCACAGAUCUUAUCGAGGAAGAUGUGACAGUAACAAUGUAUACAGCAGCCUAUGAGAGGAAUAAGAUUACGUCUGCUGGUAAUGGGUCUACUGUAGAAGGUAACAAAGUGGAUAAAGUAUGUGAUGCAGUCAGGGAGGCCCUUAAAUCCAUCAGUGAAAACAAAUACAUGUUGUCCAUCAUCACAACGUAUGUUCGGAAAACUAAGCCUCAACUGGAGGAAGCUCUUCAGCUAGUAAAAAAUCUCAGAGAUUGUGAGAAUGAUCACCGGGAGAGAAAUGCGGAGGAGACAUUGAAAUAUCUUCUAUUUCUGGUGGAUGUUAACGAGCUGUAUGAUGUAGCACUCGGUACCUAUGAUUUUGAUCUAGUUCUCAUGGUGGCUGAAAAAUCACAAAAGGAUCCAAAGGAAUAUAUUCCAUUCAUGAAUCAACUGAGAAAAUUGGAGACAAACUAUCAGAGGUACACAAUAGACAAACAUUUAAAAAGAUAUACUAAGGCCCUGGAAAAUAUUGUCAAAUGUGGCCCGGAACAUUUCAGUGAAUGCUUGUCAUUGAUCAAUGAGCACAAAUUACAUACUGUGGCUUUACAACUGUACCUUUCCUCUACUACACAAUAUAAGGAAAUAGCAAGUUGCUAUGGAGAUUUACUGGCUGGUAAACGUCAACAUGAGGAGGCGGCCAUUAUGUUUGUCAAGGGAGAGAAUUGGGAGUCGGCAUUAACUUCAUUUACAGCCUGUCACCAAUGGCAACAGGUGUUCUGUAUGACAUCACAAUUAAACUUCUCUUCAGAACAGGAGGUUGAAACAGCCAGACAGAUCGCAGAUGAUUUAAAGACAAGAGGCAGACAUUCUGAGGCUGCUAUAGUUCUAGAACAAUAUGCUAAGGAUUCAGAAGAAGCAAUUGUGACAUUAAUACAGGGAUGUUUAUGGGACGAGGCACUUCGUAUGAUGCACAAGUAUAAGAGAACUGACUUUAUUGAGACAGAUCUGAAAUCUCAUUUAGUUGAUAGCUUUGAAGGUCAUGUCAAUAACCUUGAUCAAAUGAAGGCGAACUUUGAGAAAUAUCGGUCCAGACUGGCUGCUGUUAGACAGGAGAAGGAAAAAGCUAGACUAGAACUUAUUGAAAGUGGUGGAGCAGGUAAUGUACAAGACGCUGAUUUAUUCUCGGACACAAGUAGUGCCACGGGGGAGAGUAUACAGUCAUCUAGAUACUCUGCUGAAACUUCUAGUUCUGCUUACAGUAAAAUGUCGGGUCGUUCCAUCAAGAACCGCCGCAAAGCUGAACAUAAGAAAUGGAGGCUGAAAGAAGGGAGUGAAUUUGAGGACUUUGCUCUGAUAGCUGAAUUGGCUAAAAUCAUAAAAUAUGUUGAUGGAUUAAGAGAUGAAAUGAGGUCAUUAGUGCGGGCAUUGGUGAUGUUUCACUAUGACAGACAAGGGGAACAAAUACAGAGACAAUAUGACAACUUCCUCUCAUUGAUAGAUAAAUCUCUACCACAGAUCUGGCUGGAUGAGGAGACAGAUCAAGAAUUUACACCUGUUCUUGGGCCAAACACGACAGCAAAUACAAUAGCUCUUGCCAUGCAGCAGGGAAAAACUAUACAAACAGCAGAUAGGGAAGAUAAAUUAGAUCCUGUGAUAAAAUUUGCGCCAGUUUUACAGAAAGAUGUGAAGUGGAAAUUAUACGCUUUAGAGACUUGAUUUAUAAAUGAUUUAUAACAUUGACAACUUUGAGUGGUUGGAGAAAUAAAAUAUGUAUUAAAGUGAAA
Messenger RNA from Ruditapes philippinarum (Manila clam), 4101 nucleotides. RefSeq names its product putative elongator complex protein 1. Gene Ontology annotation, biological process: tRNA wobble base 5-methoxycarbonylmethyl-2-thiouridinylation. Bases 41 to 4033 code for a protein of 1330 amino acids. Gene Ontology annotation, molecular function: protein binding; tRNA binding. NCBI's taxonomy places the organism in Eukaryota, Metazoa, Mollusca, Bivalvia, Venerida, Veneridae. The record is from RefSeq and is a predicted model, not a curated record. The transcript has 32 exons. Gene Ontology annotation, cellular component: elongator holoenzyme complex; cytosol.